AUUAAAGGAUAUAGUCAGUAUUUCAGGUGGUCUGUGCGUGAGAAUGACGGCGAAUUCCGUAACGAAGUCUGUAGUGUACGGUAUGACAAUAAGGAGCAAUUGGCACAACCGCCGUUGUUUGGAGCGAUGUUUCAUUUCACUUUGGACAGCCAAGUGAACUGCCCAGAGUUCCUCGCCUAUUUCCCACUGGUGGAGCAAGCUGAGCAGUCGAAAGCGUCUGAGUAUACGACAAGAAUUGUGGACAAGUUUCAGCUUUUAUAG
Molecule: messenger RNA, 261 nt
Organism: Cooperia oncophora
Lineage: Eukaryota; Metazoa; Nematoda; Chromadorea; Rhabditida; Trichostrongylidae
Source: the annotation of a GenBank genome assembly